This is a messenger RNA of Penicillium coprophilum, 294 nucleotides long. RefSeq lists its product as uncharacterized. The annotation marks the transcript as partial. The transcript is spliced from 2 exons. The record is from RefSeq and is a predicted model, not a curated record. Gene Ontology annotation, cellular component: plasma membrane. Lineage: Eukaryota; Fungi; Ascomycota; Eurotiomycetes; Eurotiales; Aspergillaceae. Gene Ontology annotation, molecular function: acetate transmembrane transporter activity.
AUGGCUGUUUUAAUUUUGAUCUUCAUGUUUUGUGCCACACGUAUAAAUCUUGUUUAUACGCUCAUUUUCCUAUCCCUGCCGAUCGUGUUCCUUCUCUUGUCAUCCGCAUACUGGCUGCUAGGUGAAGGAAGUGCCGCUACUCGGGACAGAUGUGUUAAGGGGGCUGGAGCUUCAUUAUUCGUUUCAAGUCUACUUGGCUUUUACCUGCUGGUUGUUCAGCUGUUCGAGGCCUUAGAAUUCCUAUUGCAUUUACCUGUCGGAGAUUUGGGACUGCUUUGGACCUGUAAUCCACAA